CAAACAGCCGCCAUUCUUGUCGCUUGGCGCCCUUUUGUCCACGCCACGAAUUCAUUUUGCUUCUAAAUUCAGCUUCUCCAUGCAAACAUUAAUUAAAACUAGUAAAUCAUAUUUUCCAUCUCGAAGUAUCGAAUAAAAAACCCUAGAAAUUUGCAUCAAUUUUUAAUACGAAAAAACAAAAAUUGAUGGUUGGAUCAUCAUCAACAAAACAAGGGCUGUCUUCAUGGAUUGGGGCAGCUACUGCAACAAGAACCUCCGUUGAAUUUGACAAAAACGUUGCCGUUUCUGGUGGGGACUCGCCUUCACAUUCCGAUAACUUUACAGAUGUCAAUAUGGGAUUCGGAGACAGGGCUAUGUCCGCCGCCGGUGCUGCUGUUCUCUCCGCCAUACUCGUCAACCCUCUCGAUGUUGCCAAGACAAGGUUGCAAGCUCAGGCUGCUGGUGUCCCUUAUGACAGCCUGUGUAAUUUGGGACAUCUUAAUUCUAAUACAGUGCUGACAGGUGUGAAGUACAACUCCGCAGGCACUCGUGCUGUUCUUGGUGCUGAACCAACAUGUUCUCCAGAGUGUUUUCGAUAUAAAGGAACGCUUGAUGUCUUUUAUAAAGUAAUUCGUCAGGAAGGAUUUACCAAACUGUGGAGAGGCACUAAUGCAAGUCUAACAUUGGCAAUCCCUUCUGUGGCGAUAUAUUUGCCUCUUUAUGACAUUUUUCGCAACACUAUAGAAGAGUAUACAUUAUGUAAUAUACCAAUUGCUACAGCAUAUGUCCCCUUGGUAGCAGGUUCCUUAGCACGUUCCAUUGCUUGCAUCACUUGCUAUCCAGUUGAGCUUGCAAGAACACGUAUGCAGGCCUUCAAAGACACAAAAAAUGGUGUGAAGCCCCCAGGAGUGUGGAAGACGUUAGUUGGGGUUGUUUCUCCAGUCAAUAGUGUAAACAGCUUUCAAAAUUCAAUACAAUCCUACCGCCUCCUCUGGACCGGUCUGGGGGCACAACUAGCUCGUGAUGUUCCUUUCUCUGCAAUUUGCUGGUCUACUCUUGAACCAGUUAGGAGGAAGCUACUAGGCAUGGUGGGAGAUGAAGCAAGCGCAACGACUGUCUUUGGUGCAAACUUUUCUGCUGGAUUUGUUGCAGGAAUUCUUGCAGCUUCUGCUACAUGUCCCUUAGAUGUUGCAAGAACUAGGAGACAAAUAGAGAAUGAUCCUGAACGAGCACUGAGAAUGACCACAAGACAAACAUUGGUUGAGAUAUGGAGGGAUGGGGGAUUUAAGGGGUUCUUUGCUGGAGUUGGCCCUCGAGUUGCCCGAGCUGGACCUUCAGUUGGGAUCGUUGUUUCCUUCUAUGAGGUGGUAAAAUAUUGUUUGAGCCAUAGGCACAUGCAUCAGCAGAACGAAGGUGCUGAUCUAUAGCAUUGUGAUCUAUCUUCCAAGCCAAUGAGACAAGUGAUAUUAGCAUAACUUCUACCAAUAAGAAGCUGAAGAUCUAACAGAUGGAUGAUAUUCGAUGAAAUGUAAUCUCCUGAAGACCCGACAGUUGCAGCGAUUUCAUCACAGGGGUACUUCGUUGGCGAAUUUUGCCUGCGAGGCUUGAAAGCUAAUCAAGCUAGUGGAGAAGUUUCUCCAGUGAUGACGCUGUAUGUCUGAUUAAUAAAUAGGCAGCCAGUUAUGCCUUUGUAAAUUCAAAACCAUUGUCCUACAGCAACUAUUGUCUUACGUACAGAUUCAUAAAAAGAAAAAAGCAACUGUACUGUACUCUGUGUAUUUCAUAAACUUUAGAAAGUUUAAUUAAAUAAACUAGGAUUAUGUGUUGAAUGGAA
Molecule: messenger RNA, 1813 nt
Organism: Solanum lycopersicum (tomato)
Lineage: Eukaryota; Viridiplantae; Streptophyta; Magnoliopsida; Solanales; Solanaceae
Product: mitochondrial carrier protein MTM1
Biological process (GO): mitochondrial transmembrane transport
Cellular component (GO): mitochondrion
Source: RefSeq, a predicted model, not a curated record